ACUCUUUGGUCUUGUCUAUCUGUCUGUCAAUGUCAGUUUUCUUGGUUGAUUAUUGCGUUAGAAAAUAUACGAUAAAAUUAUUUUACAUUACAAUAUCGUCACGACGUACAUGAAAAAUGCCUGUUCCUGGUGGUAUAUAUCAAAAUCAGGGGCCUUCUUGCUUUGACAAGAUGAAAAUGGGAUUCAUGAUAGGGUUUUGUGUUGGAAUGGCUAGUGGAGGUCUCUUCGGCGGUUUUACUGCACUGAGGUAUGGGGCAAGAGGACGAGAAUUAGUCCAUUCUGUGGGUAAAGUCAUGCUUCAAGGUGGGGGAACAUUUGGAACCUUUAUGGCAAUUGGAACUGGAAUUCGUUGUUAAUUUAUUCAAAUACUUUGUAAAUAGCUUAAGAACUUGUAGCAAUUUAUGUUAUUUAAUUCUAAUAAAAUCUUACAACCUAAGUGUGUUAGGAAAAUAAUUGCUUGGUGUUUCUGAAAAAGUAUUAGAAUUAAACUAAGCAGGCAAAUGGAAUCAUUCAACCCUACUUUUUUCAAACACAUGUGUUUAAAGUAGUUUUUUAAUCUAUACCUGCAGUAGGUAAUGCUGAAUGAUAUCCUAUAACAAGCAUUUAAAAUUGGCAAUGCAUACUAACCUUCUUUUGCUAAACCAACUAUUCCAUCUAAUGGUGCAGUAUUGCCACUUUUUAUGUUACUUCCAAAAGAUAAAUGUUUUAUUAUAUGUGUUGUAUUAAAUGCUGAUGAUGAGAAUGGCUGUACAUCAUGUACGUGAACAUGAUUAAUUGUAAAACUUUUCCCAGGUGCUAUAUGAAAACUUCCUCCAACCUAAAAUUGCAAUUUGGUAUACAAGUAUGUUAAGUUUACUACAUUUAAAUAAACAUGGGGAUUUCGUUGCAGUUUAAUAUUAAAAAAGACAGGCAAAUUUUCUUUCUGUUAGGCAUUAAAUCAUAUGAUUUAAUAAUUUAUAUUGAUGUAAAAAAAUGUUAUAGUAAACUAAACAUAAAAGGAAGUGAAGAAUUUUAGCCACAUCUUUUAAAUAUGUAAUAAUAAUAUAUAUGAAGUCAUUAGCAAAUAUAGUAAGUUGGUACCCUGUUUACUUCCAUGUAGCCAUAUAUCUGACAACCUUCUUUUAGGGCUAAAUUGGUUCUUUCUAUUGAUUCGUCACCUUUACACUGCUCGAUUGUUGACAGGUUUGGUAAAGCCCACCUGCGCAGCCUAUAAGCUUCCUUAACAUCUUCACAAGUAUUGCAA
Messenger RNA from Diatraea saccharalis (sugarcane borer), 1243 nucleotides. Lineage: Eukaryota; Metazoa; Arthropoda; Insecta; Lepidoptera; Crambidae. The record is from the annotation of a GenBank genome assembly.